AGACUGCCACACCAGAGUUCCAGGCUAAGAACGGAAAAGCACAGUUAAGUAAGAAAAUGACACAAUACAAUUUAACGUGCACUGCUAGCUAAACAAGAAUACUUCCACAUAUCUGAAAGACCGCAGUUUAAAUCCAUCACCUAAAAAAAUUCUCCGUCUGCAAAAGACUGGGCUUCCUGGAGAUUUGCAACUGAAAACAAGUUGAGAAACACUGCUUUAACCAAAAAGCAAAAACACCAAGGCACUUAAAGCUCAUCACCCAUUUACACACCAUGAAGAGGUCAAAGGGUAGAAAGAUGGGAUCAUCUAGAAGGCAAAUAUUGAUGGAAACAAGCUCUGACCAACAGCCUGAGACCAGUCCUAAAGCUGACGAAGACCCUGUAUUUAAUGAAAUAGCAGAAAAGAUUCAAACUCUGUUCUCAGUAGACGAGACCAGUAGUAAUGUACAUAUCACACGUGAUGACAUGGAGAAAGUCAGUGGAGUUGUUUUCUGCAGUGUGGAUGAGUUGGAGAUUCUCUUUGAUGAGCUUAGUACUGAUGGGAAAGAAUACUUGACUUUUGAAGAAUUCACUUCAGGACUAAAAAAUUACAUACAUUUAGGCAGCAAUCAAUGGAAUCAGAAAAGAAAAAGAAAAUCUACAAAGAGGAUCACAGAGUUUUCUACUUUCCCAUCACUGGAGGAAGCAGAUGCAGAAGAAAGGAAACAAUUUAAGUCUUUCAUGGAACAACUAGGGGCAAAGAACAUUUUUGAAGAUGAGACAGAAAUCUGGAAACUGUGGAACAAGUUGAGUUGUGAGGAGCCUCGCUUACUGGAGAAUCUUGAAGAAUUCCUGGCAAAGGUGACAAGUCAAAUCAAAGACGCCAGAAAGGAAAAGGAGACAUUAGAGAUUAUGUUGAAAAAGAGAAUUGCUGAACACAAUGAAGAAGUGCAGCGCCUUUAUGAAGAAAUGGAGCAGCAAAUGCGAGAGGAAGUAAAGAGAUUAACCCAUGAGAGAGAUACCCGGAGCAGUAUUCACAAUAAAGAAAUGAAAAAUGUGAUAGAUGUGAAGAACACAGAGGUGCAGCAGCUGAUUUCUGUUCAAGACGAGCUGGAACGAGAGCUCCACAACCUCCGCAGCACAGAGAAGGUUACAAAAUCCGAGAAUGAGAAAUUAAAACGUACGAACCAAGAUCUGGAACAUCAUCUGGAGAAAAUACGCGAUCAGCUGUCUGAAGCCCAAAGCUGUUUGGGUGAGAUGAAGCAAAAAAUGAUUCAGAUCGAGGAUGAAAAAGAGGCAACAGAUCAUAAAGAGUCCAUGGACAUUUCAAGUGCUCAGUUCUACCAGAUUUUUUUCCAGGAACCUACUCUGAAAGAUCGGCCUAAGGAACAGGAACCUGAAGCCAGUGAUCCCCAGGAAUCUGCAGAACAUGUACAUAAAGUUUCCAACUAUACUGAUGACUUUAAAACUUCAAGAUCAAGAGUAAUCUCCAUAGAAGAAGAUCCAAUGCCAGAGUAUUUGUUAAAAGACUACAGACAUCCCGUAAAGAGUAUUGAAGAAGAGAAGGCAACUCAGGAAAUUACUAUCACGCGGUUAUCAGCCCAAAAAGAACAACUAUCAUUUGCUGAUUCUUUCCUUAACAACUCAGAUGGAGAUAUUUCACCUACUUCACCAUAUUCGUCAUUUCCUGUCCUUAAAAGUCAAGGUCAAUUAGAAAAAGAGGAACAAAAUGGAAUACAAGAAAAAAGUAGUAACCCUAAAAAAGGUACAUUACCAGGAGAUAUUUCUGAAGACAUCAAGCAUCACUCAGAGCAUAAUAAUGGAAAAACUGGUAAGGCUGUAAAAAAGGUGUCAAUAGCAACUAACAUCAGUCAAGGCAAAUCAGAAGGAGACACACUACAAUAUAAAUGUCAAUCACUAUCAGAGAAGACAAAUUCUAUUCAAGAGAUGCAUGGAAACCCAGAUCACGUCUAUAAGAUAAUAUUUGUUGGAAGCACAAAUGUUGGGAAAACCUCCUUUUUACAGAGAGUUUAUGACGGUUCCUUCAAGAAAGAUGUAUCAGCUACCAUAGGAAUAGACUAUCAUUUUAAAACUCUAACUAUUGACAACAAGCAAUAUGUACUUCAGCUCUGGGACACAGCUGGACAGGAAAGGUUUCAUAGUAUCACAGAACAGUUUUUCAGAAAAGCUGAUGGUAUAGUGAUUAUGUAUGAUGUUACAUCUAGGAAGACGUUCACAGAUGUGUGCUACUGGCUGAAUCGUAUCCAAGCAAAAACUGUUGAUGAUCUUGUUAUUCUACUUAUUGGCAACAAAACAGACUGUGAUUCAGAAAGAAAUGUGACAUAUGAAGAUGCAGAGAAGUUGGCUCAAGAAUACCAGCUGUUGUUUACAGAAUGCAGUGCGGAAUCUGGAGUGAAUGUCAUGGAAUCCUUGAUCCAGAUAGCCAGGUCCUUGAAAGAGCAUGAAGACAAUAUGAAAAAUAAUGUGGUAAAAAUAAAAAGACCCGUAUGCCAGAAGGAAACACGCUGUUGUGUGUAAAGACAACCAAAUGUACAGUGAAAAAAACCCAAAGCAGAUUCUAAAGCAACAGUGCAGUAAACUAUUCUUCUGCUGGCUGAUAUAAUUGUAAAUUACUUUAUUAAAGUGGAGUUCCACCCAUAAAUAUAACAUUACAUCAGUAGUUUUAAAAAAAUGUCAUUAGUCCUUUA
Messenger RNA from Rana temporaria (common frog), 2686 nucleotides. Its product is annotated as ras-related protein Rab-44-like. The record is from RefSeq and is a predicted model, not a curated record. NCBI's taxonomy places the organism in Eukaryota, Metazoa, Chordata, Amphibia, Anura, Ranidae. Bases 273 to 2516 code for a protein of 747 amino acids. Gene Ontology annotation, molecular function: GTPase activity; calcium ion binding; GTP binding. The transcript has 17 exons.